AUGGGGCGACACUCUCGUGGCCUGAGCUGCCUACUCCUGGUUGGGGUCGGGGUAGAGUGUCUUGACGUCCCACUUGAAGUGGUCCGCGGCGAUGAUGUGCUUCAUGGCCUCGGUGAACACUUCAGCGUCGUGUUGUGGAAAAGCUUCUUCCAUGAACUCCUUGACCGGAGCCGAGGUGGCGAAGAUGUCGACAAUGAGUUUCUUGAAAAGGUCGCUCUUGCGUCCCUCCGGCAUCAAAGUCUCUCGGAUGUCGCGCUUUGUCGUUUCGACCAAAGCAGCGCGCGUCUCUGCGUCCAUCCGCGCUUUCUUCGCACAUUUGUACUCCUCCGAUCGCCAGUAGCGCUUCGCCCCGCGGCAUUCUGGCUCUUUGUCUUCAAGGCACGUUGGGCAUAUCCACUCCCUGGCAGCGAGAUGCAUGACAGAAUGAAACCACGUGGUUCGCGCGCUCAUGAAUUGUGGGAAAAGCGUGCACUGUGCGCGAAAGCCCACCGCGUCGUUUUCGCGCAGGAGCUCGAUGAGGUGUCCCAUUUCCACGUGCAUGUCGCACAGCUUGUGCUUUACGAGCCGAACGGGCCGAGCGGGGUCCCUCAGGCAGGGACUUCUCCGAAUCAAAGGCCCGAGGCCCAUCGGACCGGCCGCCAAGCGGCGCGCGGCGGCAGCGGCGGCGAUGCUUCACACUCCAGGGGAGAUCGGCACCGCGGCGAGGGCAGCUCGCGCCGUGCCGCUGGCAUAGUAGUUAAAGCCCCAACUAAAGGAGGGCAUCUAAAGGCGAUAAAGUUAUAUUGGAGAAGUAAUCCUCCGGGCGGGGACGGAUACGCGGCGUACCUGAGGCAAUUGUCGCAAUCGUCUGGAAUCUCGGAGGAGGAGCAGGGGGGGGAGGAGGAGGAUGACGAGGAGGAGGAUGACGAGGAGGAACCGGCGCUCGGGGGAGCGGGUAGCCGUGGUGCGGCGUCCAAGGGAGCGCUGGUGCCCGAGCAGCAGCAGGAGGAGGAGGAGGAGGAGGAAAAGGAGGAGGAGGAGGAGGGGGGGGAGGAGGAACCAACACCGCUUGCAACUCUUGCGCUGCUCGGGCCAGCGCCAGCACCGGCGCACGCGCCAGCACCGCCGCCGGCGCCCGAGCUUGAUGAGGAGGGUCGGAGAAAAAAAAGGAAAAAAGAAGCGGAUGCGAAAAGAGGAAAAGCAGAUACGAUAAAAUGGCAGAAUAUUCGGGCAAGAGAGGAGGCAUUAGACCUCGAGAACCCCCCUGCGCCCCGAACCUGUAAGGUUAUCGCGUCUUUGUCCGCCGCAGGGCCGAUUCUAAAUAAAGGUGACGUUUUUAUGUCUAAAGCACAGAGCACUAUGAUAGUUAAAGAACUUUUUGAGAGUAUGAAAAAAAUAGCCGUUGUUUGGAAGCGCGGCGGGAGCCGUAAACAAAACUGGAAUUCAUAUAACUGCGCGUGCAGAGAAGAAAAGGACGGGGUUUUUUGCAUGCAAGUAGAUUUUCUUUACCAAGACUCCACACAAGUGUGGCUUUGCAAGAAGAUACCCGCCCCCCCUUUUUGCUCAGCUGGAAAGUCCUCGGAUAGGAAGACGAACUACCACCCCGAGGACCUUGUUCCAUGCAUGAGUUCACUCGGCAAAUAUGCUGAAAUAACAGCUGAAGCAGUGAGGAAAGAAUGUAUGGACUAUUGUCCAGCACGGAAAAUGCCCAAGAAGGCUACAGAUGCGAUGGUACUGGACCUAACCAAUGGUUUUAUACAGACUUUAGUGCGACUAACCAAGGAGCGGCGUAUGGGGAUUAGCAAGGAAGCGCCGAAAGGCAAACGAAAAUGUAUACUGUGCGAAGGGCCAAAUUUCCUCAAGGACCCUGUCGGCAAGGAUUGGGAGUGUGAAGAUUGUGGCAAAACAAUCUGUCCAUUUUGCUUCCACGAGAAAGAGCCUGGACACAAGUGCACGGAAGAGGGUAUGAAGACGCUGAACGAGUUUCUGUUAGCAGACCUCAAAGACAAGAAGUUCGUGACAGUCUAUGGGCUCGCUCCCCCCCAAUGGGAGCAACAAAUAGAUGCUUAUAGGAGGUUCUCUGCCAGCGACUUCGCGCAUUGCAACGAAGGACUCCUGCAAUGCAACGGGCAGAUAGCAGUCAGGACGUCGUUCACAGGAGAUCAGCUCUUAACAAAAGCCAUAAGAGAUACGCAGCUGCCUUCGAUGCAUGCUAUCAGUGCACAACGAAAGAGGGAAUCAUAUUCCAAAAAGGACAAAUGGACCAAACAACGAGAGCCAGGUUGGAGCGUGGCUACCGCAUCUCUCAUGCCAAUAGCGAAAGAAAUCGUAGCUAGGUACAAUGGAAAUCGAGAGGACAUGCUUGCGGAGGUGGCGAAGAACGAGAAAGCUUCCGCCGAGGAGGCGAAUGAGUUCCCACCUGCAGUUUCAGAGCGUUUUAAAUGGCACAGGGAACAAGCGGUAACAUAUAACAACAUGAGCUGCGUACUCCUGGGCCUGCUGCACUCAGAAUACACCUCUGGAGGACCACUGCCUUCAGAAGGGGAACUAAUUGGUACUGUUGGCUGCCAUAUCAGUAACAGGACUUACAAGGUCGACCUGCGACUUCUUGCUGACAAGAACCCCGGCUAUGCGUGCGAAUGCCACUUGUGUGUCACCAAACCCUGUGCAGAUGCAAGCCCCUGCAUGCAUGCGUGGCACCUUGUGUCUCACCUCCAGAUUUCGAUGAGCAAACUAGUUCACCCAGCGGACACAUGGGAAGGCUACAAAGCCCAGUACGCGGUGCCAGAACUAAGAAUUCCAACAACUGCUGAAAUAACAAGGCUUACCCUUUUGACACAGGCACGAGGGACUGAUCGACGACACGCUGACCUACCCUUUCUGUACGCGCCGAGAAAGGGGCAGGCCUCCGAAAAACCAACGAUGGUUGCCAAAAAAGAACCAGAGUUCCGAAAUGUCAAGAGUGCGGCAGGAGGGGUCACUGCUUAUCGAGAAAUAUGGGCGACUGGGAAUCAUGUCGCUGUAGAGAUGCAACGAGCAGCAGGGUUGCAAUACCGAGAGAGGCGAACGGAUUUCAUCCAGCAGCUCGCAAAGAGUAAAGAGUACCAGCGUAUUAACGACCACGACCUCGACGCCUGGGCUAAGAUAUUUGAAACAGUGGCAGGGCUAGAAUCCAAUUCCGAAUUUUUCGAUGAGCGUGACGAGGAUCAUCAGAAGGAGGUAAAAGCGGCCUACAACGCCGCGGUGCAGCGACACGAACAGGAGCAGGAAGCGUGGCCGAGCAGGCAAAUCGGACAGUUCCUAUUGUUUCACGCCAAGGCAAGAGAUGAGCAGGGUUUACGUUCUCUGACAAUUCAAGGAUGUAGACCCAGUGAAUGGCAGUGGCUUUAUGAUGCAUUCCGCGAAUGCUCCUUUGAUCGCGUAGACCUCGACGACCAAGUUGUUUGGAACCACAUAAUGGAACAAUAUGUAGAAGUGCAGAGUUCGCUCCUGUUCCAUGAUGAUGAUGAUGAUGAUGAAGGACCAGCACCAACACCAGGGCCACCGCCAGCGAAAGAACCACAAUUUGGGCUUCCCCCUGAUUUAUUAACUUGGCUCAAAGAUGAGGACAAUUGGCUCCACUGUUAUUACAAGGACCCAGCGAUAAAAAGUGUCGUGGAAGCGCAACUGGGACGAGAACUCACGGAUAGUGAGAGGAGGGAGGCGACGAAACUUGUACGGAGGAUGACAACAAUGAAGGACAAGAAGGAUGAGAGUGAUGAAUGGUGUGAAAACAUGCUCGAUGAAAACAUCCUCGAUAAAUGGUGUCAAAUGUUGUUUCCAACGCAAUCUCAGGAGCCCCUCGCAGCAGCGCCUGCAACAGAAGGGCCAGAAGGAAUCGGUCCGAGAGAGAGUUUGAGCACAUUCAUGCGUAAGAUUGAUAACCACCUAUCGAAUCCAGCACGGAUGGACACCGAGGAACCCACAGAGUGCAACAAAUUACAGCAAUGGCUGUUUGCAACGUUCAAUGACAGGAAUGCAGCUGAGUACGAACCUAUGAGGGUGAUGUUGCAGCACAUAAUGACGUCGAUGCCAAGCACAGCAGAUUUGGAGAGCGGCAUUAUAGGCAAGAACGAUGGCGGCGUAUGGGCCCGGUGUCGGCAUCUGUUGCAGUUGGCGCACGGGCCACAAGAGUGGGAAAAGAUCUUAGCAGAGCCAGUACCAGCAACAGCACCAGCACCUGCAGAGCCAACACCAGCAAUAGCACCAGAACCGGCACCAGCACCAUCAAUGGAGGAGGACCAGGAAAGCGAGCAAGAGGAUGAGAAAGAAGAGGAGGAGGAGGAAAAGGAGGAGGAAAAGGAGGGGGAGGUAGAUGAGGGGGAGGAGGAGGGGGAGGAGGAGGACGACGACGACGAGGAGGACGACGACGAGGAGGACGACGACGAGGAAGAAAAACCGGAGAACAAACCUUGCCAAGAACCUGACUUCCAGCAUCCGCCAGCCACUCAAGAGGACUGGAGAAUAUGGGCCGACUACCUGGACCAGCUGCCGUCGCUUUUUAGCCGCGUGGAUGACAAAUUCCGACAGCGAUAUGAGCCAGACUUGGAAACAUAUCAAAGCUUCGUAAGCGAAGCUCUUGCAGAUGCGAUUGAGGGUACACAAUCGCUCCACAGUAAGCACAAGCGCCCAAAAGUCGCGAGCAUGCUCAGCUGGGGUGGAGACGACGUAGCCGAGGUGCCAGCCGCCGACCUCGUACUCGACGUCGACGAAGCCGAUGUCCUCGAGGUCCUCGACGACGCGGUCGAGGUCCGUGACGCGGACGUCGUGGUCGCUGUUCGUGCCGUUCGCGUCGAAGACGUUCGCGUCGUAGGGCGCGUGUCUGGCCGGGUCCAGCGGCGCCUCGUGCGGGGCGCGGUACACCAUCUGGAGCGACAUGAGGCCGCCGGGCCGCAGCGCCGCGAAGAUGUCCUCGAGGAUGCCCCGGCGCACGACGUAGACGCAGAUGUGCUGCAGCGCGAUCCCGUCGCGGCCGACGAAGGCGAGCGCGCCCUCGACGUGCCGCGCCACCAAAUCGCAGCCGUCGACGCGGUCCCAGGCCGCGAGGCGCAGCAGGUUCGCCAUGUUGCGGCCGCCGCCGCAGGCGACGUCGAGGGCGCGCUUCCCCCGCCAGACGCGCGGGUCCCGCACGACGGGCUUCAGGAUCAUGCCCCAGUACUCCGCGGCGUCGUUGUGGAUGACGUGGUUCCCGGAUACGAGCUCCUGCGCCGCGGGGUCGUAGAAUUUGCGCUGCAUGGCGACGUAGCGCCGGCAAUUCUCCACGUGGGGCGCGCGGCAGCCGGGCAUGGGCCGGUCCUCGCCCGCGGCGGCGCGGUCGACGGGCCAGGGCGGGAGCGCCGCGUCGGCGGUCGUCGGCGGCCGCGCGGCGGCGGCGGCCGCGGCGGCGGCCGCGACGUCGCGCGCGCCGUCGACGCCCCAGGCGCGGAGCGCCGUCGACACGUCGCCUUCCGUCGGCGGGGAGCCGCGGGCGUCACGCGGCACGAGAAUCUCGCUCACGGCCGCGAUCUUCACGAUCAACCCGCGCGCGUCGUCGGCGAUGGUCACGCGUCUGCGCCUCAGUUCCGCGAGGAGGCCCGCCGCCGCGCAGUCCGCCGACGCGCAGCCGUCGAAGCCGAGCGACGGCCAGUCGACGUUGAGUUCCCUGAAGUCCGCGAGCAGCGACGGCAGCGCGCGAUGGUCGUCGAAGACGACGGCUUCGUCGACGUCGUAGGAAAUAAAUAG
Molecule: messenger RNA, 5739 nt
Organism: Aureococcus anophagefferens
Lineage: Eukaryota; Pelagophyceae; Pelagomonadales; Pelagomonadaceae
Exons: 15
Coding region: 1-5739 (1912 amino acids)
Source: RefSeq, a predicted model, not a curated record